Babesia bigemina is the source of this 435-nucleotide messenger RNA. RefSeq lists its product as hypothetical. The transcript is spliced from 3 exons. The coding region runs from base 1 to 435 and encodes 144 amino acids. Lineage: Eukaryota; Apicomplexa; Aconoidasida; Piroplasmida; Babesiidae. The record is from RefSeq and is a predicted model, not a curated record.
AUGUGUAGAAACGGUCACACCCUCCCCGAGAAGACUCGGCAGGUCAUCCAGGAGGCUCUGCAGUACUGCGAAACGGCAGACCGCAACCUCAAGGUGGCGUUGAUAGAGGCCGAGCAGCGCGUAAAGCAGGCAAAGCAAGAGUUUCUGGAACUAGAACGGGAGGCGGCGAAGGUGUCCAACACCUUCGCGGCUACGAGGUUGUCUAGAAUUAUGCAUCUCACAAAUCUCAUUGUUGAUAAACGCCGAGUAAACAUGUCGGAACUUAAACCUACGGAAAUGGAAGCUAUAUAUGCGUGUUUCUUGCCUUAUGUUAAGCAGAUGAAAGUCAUCGAAAUGCGAGAACAAGAGUUCGACCUAGUAAAACAAAAAAUUGAAGCCAAUGCGGAAACUUACAUGCUAUAUAAAAAUGAUCUGGAAACCAAGGGCAAGUCGUAA